UUAUAUGGCUUCUUAUGCUCAUUUUUACUUGCCCUUUUUUUGGGUAAGUCAAUUGUUUCUUAGGGUGAAUUUUGACUUGCCCUUCUUUAGGGGAAGUUGAUUUUACUAUUGGGCUUCAAGGGCUUGAAGCCCGUUACAUAUUGUUUUUAUGCGUUUUUGCUUUUUCUUUUCUUUUUUACUUUGUAGUCAUUUUUUUCUACAUGGGUAUUUUUGGCAUGUAGAAUGAGUGAAAUGUAUACACACACAAGUAUUAUACACUACCGCUAAAUUCUAAAUUCAUUAUUUCUUAAUAAACUCAUUUUUUGUUUUUUUUAUUUUUAUUUUUGUCAUUUAUAUUCGUUAUUGUCUUGUAUCUACUAAGUUCCGGGUCAAUUUUUGUUAUGCCUCGGACCAAGCUCAAGCAUCUGGUGGGCUUGUUUUGCAGUUGCAAAUUGCGGAGUGCUCCUCUAAAAAAGACCGACUUACCCAAAUUAGUGCAAGUUGAUUUUGAUUAUAAGAAAAAAGAGACAUAAUAAAAUUGGUGCAAGUCGAUUUUUUUUUUGCCCAAUUUUUUUUUUCAGGCGACUUGUUCCUAGCUGGUCCAAAAAGGUAAUUUGUAAUGAAAUUUCGGAGACGAGACAACGUCCAAACGCCGCGACCGCGCCGAGAGAGAAGGUUAGCACGCUAGACCGAAAAGUGUGGCAAUAAGGGUGAAUUUCAGUUUGAGCUUGGCCUCAUCGGAUUCCACGACAACUCUUGAUUACUCAUGGCUGCUCUCCAAAGCUCCCAAGGCGUCACACUUUAAUCGCUUGCGCAGCUCCCCAUGCGUGCGUACGUGCUUAAAUACCAAUCCGCAAGCGGCCACCAGCAUCCCGUAGUACGUAGCCUGGCCCCUUGACUCCCUCCACCUCAACUAUGGCUGACAUCGAGAUCAAGCUCGCCGUGGACAGGUCGCGGAACCGCGUGCUGUUCGCCGAAGCCGGCUCCGACUUCGUCGACGUCCUCCUCUCCUUCCUCACGCUGCCUCUCUCCGCCCUCCAGUCCUGCGCACCAUCUCCGGGGUGCCUCUCCAACCUCUGCAACAGCGUCGACCUCCUCAAGAACAGCGGUCUGCUCAAGGUCGAGGCCUGCCAUGGCAAGCUUCUCACGCCUGCUCACACCGACGAGUUCCAGGACUGUAAGUCAGCCAGCCAGUACUGCGACAGAGCUCCUACCGCGGCCUGCAAGUGUUGCUUAGUUAUGGCUAGAGUCUUGCAUGUCUACGAAGAGUUCAAAAAAGAGGCGUUUGUACGUGGCACCGGACGGUUUGUGAUCAGUGAUGACAUGACAAUCAAUCCGGCAUCUACCAGAAGCAUUCAGUCGCUGCUUCGAGCGUUCGGUCCUGAUGGUAUCUGCCAUGACUUUGAGGAGCUCAAAGUGACCGUCGGCUGGUCUAUGGUUUUAUUCAUGUUGAAGGCCUUCCUUUCUUCAGAUACCAUACUCACUGACACAUUUCUAUCAAAUGAAUCUGAUGCCAAGGCUGCUCAUGGUAGUACUAUGAAGGAACAGAGCAUCAGUCAGAAAGUUCCACCGUCCAAUCAAGAUUCUGCAGGUUCUUCACCAGAAACUAAGUUCAAGGUUUUCUACGACACCUAUCAAAAGGAGGUCGUGUAUGCUGAAUGUAACAGCGAGUUCGUGGACCUGCUCCUGGGUUUCUUAACCUACCCUAUGAGCUGUGUGAUCAAGCACACAGGAGCUCGCACUCGCCAUCUUGGCAGGUGCUUCAGCAAUCUCUAUGGCAGCGUUGCAGAGCUCGCCAGUGCUGGUUGCUUCACAGGUGGCCUCCCCAGUGUGAUGUUACUGGAUCCAAGCAUUAUGCCGUUUAACAUUUUGAACAACAUCAUGUCUGGUCGGUGCCGAUCGCUUGACUGCCGGUGUCGGAAGGACACGAUGCCAGAGCUAGCACAGUAUUGCUUCCAUCCUGAGAUUGUCGAGGAACAGAGGUAUGUCAUAGGCGAUGAUCUACUUAUUUAUCAGGCCACUGCCAUGUCCGUGAUGAAGUAUUGGUCUGGGAGGUACAAGGAUAUGGUACUGGAGAUGGACAUUACUGUCGGGAAGCAGGAGGCUGUUGCACUGCUGCGUGCCGCCCUUACUUCGAAGAAUGCACUGACCGAAGUGUUCAUUGACGAGCUGGAGAAACAGUCCCUUGUACAGAAGAUGCAGAUAUUUGCCAAGAUCCCCUGGGGCAAGACCAUAACCGUGGAGGUCACGAGAUCCGACACCAUUGCCACCGUCAAGAGCAAGAUCAAGGAGAAGGCGUCCAUUCCUGCAGGGUAUCGUCAUGAAUUGGUCUACGGUAGCAGAUAUCUUAAAGACUUGUCCAGCGUUGCUGAUUACAAUCUCGUCAAAGAAUGUACCAUCACCAGCGAAUUUUUCAGGAAGUGAUUGAUAAUGCAGUCUGUUUGCUGUUGUUUAGUUCU
Aegilops tauschii subsp. strangulata is the source of this 2438-nucleotide messenger RNA. RefSeq lists its product as uncharacterized. Gene Ontology annotation, molecular function: protein binding. Lineage: Eukaryota; Viridiplantae; Streptophyta; Magnoliopsida; Poales; Poaceae. The record is from RefSeq and is a predicted model, not a curated record.